AUGGCAUUUGGGUUUGGAGAAGAAAAGAUCAGCGUUGACACCUGCUGGAAGACAUCUGCCCACCCCUCAGCAGAAGCUGUGUUGGCUUAUCCUGUUCCAGACAAGCAGUCCUGCCAGUUCCUGACAUCUUCUCCCACAUACCUGCCCUACCUGGCUCAUCAGAACGAGCUGCCCUUCUCCCCAGCCAGAGAGGAGCAGCUGCAGCAGAGGCGAAGGGCUCUCCUCCAGCUGUGGAUACCUCCCAGUGUGCUCCAGCUUGCCUGUGCUCCCCUGCAAACCCCACGUUCCAGCCACUUUCUGCAGCAAAGAGGUGGGCCUCUUUGGCCUCAAACUGUUGCUGGGACUGAGAUUCAGGUUACAGCAGAGGUAGUUUUCCUCUGUGCCUCCUUCUUUCAGAAACCCCUUUCCAUGCUCCAGACGGUUUGUGUGUCUCCACCAGGGAGCUGGACUUUAAGGGACUCUGGUUGCCACCGUGAUGGCAGACAAACAAGCUGGAAGUGUGGAUUUGUCAGAACUAUAAUCCAGCAUCCACGUCCGAGGCAUGACCCAAAAGGCCCAGGGAGAGCAAGAAUGUUGAAGAAAAUCCAGAUAUGCCUCUGCUUCUGCUUCGUCUCAGGCAUUUUGUACAAGAUCUCCCUGCUGUCUGGUUGCUUCUUCUCCUACAUGCCCAUGCCCAAGCCCUUCCUGACACCUGAGCAGGUCCUGAGCCUGGGCAAAAGCAUCAUCUUCCUGGAGACAACAGAGCGCCUGGAGCCACCCCCGCUGGUGUCCUGCUCCGUGGAGUCUGCUGCCAGGAUCUACCCGGAGCGGCCCGUCAUCCUCUUCAUGAAGGGACUGACCAACCACACGCCCCUGGACCUCAACUCCAGCUACACAGCCUUCUCCCUUUUGUCUUCCAUGAGGAACGUCUUCAUUUUCCCUCUCCAGAUGGAAAGUGUCUUCCAGGAGACCCCUCUGCUCCCGUGGUACAACCAGGUAAUCCCGGAGGAGGAGAAGAACUGGGUGCACGUCAGCUCGGACGCCAGCAGGCUGGCGCUCAUUUGGAAGUACGGCGGCAUCUACAUGGACACAGACGUCAUCUCCAUCAGGCCCAUCCCUGAGGGCAGCUUCCUGGCGGCACAGAAGUCCCAGUUCUCCAGCAACGGCAUCUUUGGCUUCCCAGCCCGCCACAGGUUUAUCUGGGACUGCAUGGAGAACUUUGUCCUCAAGUACAACGGGAACCUCUGGGGGAACCAGGGGCCCUAUUUAAUGACAAGGAUGCUCAAAACCAUCUGCAACCUGACAGAUUUCCAAGGCACCGAGGACCACAGGUGCCAGAACAUCUCCUUCCUCAACCCCCAGCGUUUCUACCCCAUCCCCUACCCGGCCUGGAGCCGAUACUACAAGGUGUGGGACAAGAGCCCCGAUUUCAGCCACUCCUACGCCCUGCACUUGUGGAACUUCAUGAACCACAACAGAAAGGUCGUGGUGGCGGGCAGCAACACCCUGGCUGAGAAACUCUACAAAGCCUAUUGCCCCACCACGUACCAGGACCUGAUCCAAAACACCCAGCCCAGGGACUUCACACCCUCUGACGAGGACGCUGCGUGA
Messenger RNA from Colius striatus (speckled mousebird), 1590 nucleotides. RefSeq names its product alpha-1,4-N-acetylglucosaminyltransferase (gene A4GNT). The coding region runs from base 1 to 1590 and encodes 529 amino acids. Gene Ontology annotation, molecular function: acetylglucosaminyltransferase activity. The record is from RefSeq and is a predicted model, not a curated record. Gene Ontology annotation, biological process: protein O-linked glycosylation. The transcript has 5 exons. Lineage: Eukaryota; Metazoa; Chordata; Aves; Coliiformes; Coliidae.